Molecule: messenger RNA, 2071 nt
Organism: Hypoxylon trugodes
Lineage: Eukaryota; Fungi; Ascomycota; Sordariomycetes; Xylariales; Hypoxylaceae
Product: cytochrome P450
Exons: 6
Coding region: 162-1733 (523 amino acids)
Molecular function (GO): iron ion binding; monooxygenase activity; oxidoreductase activity, acting on paired donors, with incorporation or reduction of molecular oxygen
Source: RefSeq, a predicted model, not a curated record
AUUCUAUCAUUGCUGGCUGUACAACAUAAACCUGAUUAUUAUUACCGAGCGCCGCUAAUAUUUAGCUGCUGCUGGUACCUAGUAGCUUAGUUCAUACUGUUCAUUUCUACAGCAUCUGGCUCUAAGGAAUACAUACCCACUCGAGUACAGGCAAGCUCAAUAUGACAAGUUCGCCUGGUAUAUCAACUGGAGCAGCCGCAUACGUCCUCUAUGGCAUCUUAUCUAUAGUCGUCCUUGGUCUGGGCUACCAGUUGCUCUUACACCCACUGCGAAAUUACCCAGGACCGCUAGUCGCCAAGCUCACCAACGGCUAUGCGGGUUACUUCGCAAUCAAACGGAGCCUUCACCUACAGAUAUGGAGAAACCACCAAAAAUACGGACCUGUUUUCCAGGUGGGACCAGAUAGGCUCGUGUUCAAUUCUGCCACUGCUUUGCGAGACAUAUAUCAAAAUGAGAGAGUGACGAAGCCGCCUGCAUACCUGGCCACGCAGGUGAGGCCUAACGCACAUAACACGUGGAAUUCGCUAGACAGGGAUAUGCAUCGCCGUAAACGAAAGCUCGUCGGACGAGCUCUUACGGACGCCUCCAUGCGAUCCUUUGAGCCAACAAUGGCAGAACAGGUCGACAUAUUCAUCCAGGGCCUCGCCCGUAACAACCAGCAGCAACCUAUCAACGUAAAAGACCGAUGCAGCUACUUAAGUUUUGAUAUCGUCGGCCUCCUCUCGUUCGGAUAUGCUUUAAACCUCCAGACCAACCAACAAAACCAAUUUCUCGCUGAACAGCUCGUGCGCGGAAACCACCGCAUGAACGUGAAUAUGCAAAUCCCCAUAAUCCCGCGCUACAGGCUUCAGACUUGGAUUAACUUAUUCUUUCGCAAAGAGCGAGAAAGGACGGCACGUCUCAUUGAAACAAUGAUUCGCAGCCGUAUGGCCGAUGAGACAGACGCGAGACGUGACUUGUUUUCUUUUUUUGCAGAUGCGGUAAACGCGAAAGACGACGACACCCUCCGCCUUGGCGAUCUCUGGUACGAGGCAUUCUUCUUCAUCAUAGCAGGUGGCGACACAACAGCAACAGCCUUAAGUGCCACGCUAUUUUAUCUGUCGCGAAACCAGGAGUGCUACUCAAAACUCGCUACUGAGAUCCGAACGACGUUUCAGAAAGGAACUGAGAUUUCCGGGAAAGGACUCGCAGGCUGUCAAUACCUCCGUGCUUGCAUAGAUGAAUCUUUGAGGAUGUCUCCGCCAUCGCCCGGUACACUUUGGAGACAUUUGGCACCGGAAGAAGAGAGUCGCGGACCUUUCGUAGUCGACGGCCAUGUCAUCCCUAAUGGCACGAAAGUUGGUGUAAACAUUUACUCAGUGCAUCACAAUGAGGAGUACUUCCCCAACCCCUUCAAGUACGAUCCGGGCCGGUGGCUAAUCACCGGGGAGUCGGACAAGAACGCAACACAAAGGAAGGUGGUACGUGAUGCUUUCGCUACCUUCUCCAUCGGUUCGCGAGGUUGCGCCGGGAAACCUAUGGCGUACUUAGAACUUAGCUUAGCUCUUGCUAAAAUCCUCUGGUAUCAUGACUUUGAGACUGCGCCUGGGAAGCUUGGCCAGGUUGGAGUAGGCCGGGAAGGCCAGUUCCACUUGUACGACAUUUUCACGUCAACCCAUGAUGGACCGUACUUGAUUUUCAAACCGCGAAGUACAUAUGCGGAGGACUUUGGCAAUGUCGCGAUUCGUGGUUAAUGUCAUCCUCGACACCCCUACAUUCGAUCAAGCUAUCAGGCUCUGUGUUGAGACGUAUAUAUAUCUAGGUAUGUUACCUAGCAUACUAGGUACCCUAGGUACUUAGGUAGUUAAGUAUAGGUGAUACCUACGCAGUAUCUAGACCUUUUCAACUGAAUGCCAGGCACAACAAACAGAGAUAUGGUUACAUUGGGCUUCGGCAGCCGCAAUGUCGCAGUUGUGGUCGACGAAUAUUCGUAAACAAUGGGAUGAGGCUGAACCAUAUACAUAUAUAGGAAUCAUAGUGUAUUUUUAUACCCCGAUCGGAUUAACAAUAACGGAAAAACAAAACUCUAGGC